Molecule: messenger RNA, 2640 nt
Organism: Pneumocystis carinii B80
Lineage: Eukaryota; Fungi; Ascomycota; Pneumocystomycetes; Pneumocystales; Pneumocystaceae
Exons: 13
Coding region: 1-2640 (879 amino acids)
Biological process (GO): lipid metabolic process; intracellular signal transduction
Cellular component (GO): Golgi trans cisterna; Golgi medial cisterna; membrane
Molecular function (GO): phosphatidylinositol-4,5-bisphosphate phospholipase C activity
Source: RefSeq, a predicted model, not a curated record
AUGGGGGCUCAGAAAUCAAAAAUUGUUUUUAGACGUGGAAUUUUUCGUCUUUUUGAAGAAAGUAUUCCGGCAGAGAAUGACUAUUGGAAACAGUUUUGGGAGCUUCCGGAAUCAGCAAAUGAUGUUUUUACACUUUUUUCAAGGCAGGACAUUAUACGUAUCCGGGAUUAUUCAGAAACAAAUAUAAAAACAUUAGUUUAUGUAAUUGCAUCUAAACUUGUUUUUAUUAGGGAGAAAAUUGGGGAUCCAGAAAGGAUGAAAGAAGCGUUAAAUUGUCUUCGUAUUAUAACGAGGGUAAUGCCAUUUAUAUAUGAGAAAGAAAGCAUGGAAGAAUGGGAGAAUGAGAUUUUUUGGAGUUAUAGAAGCCGAAAAAAAGAAUUUAAAUGUUAUAGUAAUUUGAAUUUAACGUUAGAAGAAUUAAAUCUUUCUAAGGAAGAAAUUGAUUUUAAAGCGCAUCUUAAAUAUACAGAAAUUAUUUUGAAUGAUGUGUAUGAAAAGGAAAAUGAAUCAGAAUAUGAGAUUUUGAAACCGCUUGCGGAAGAAUUGUUAGAUACACUUAAUGACAUGCUUUUUUUUUCGGGAUUUACGGUUUAUUCAAAAGAAAAUGAUGUUAACAAGAUAACAUAUUCAGUUUGGGAACCGGGUAUUGGUUGUGUGACAUCGAUAAAAGCAACAACAGAAUAUGAAUUAAAUAGGAUAGAGGUAUUGAGAUGUAUUCUUUCAAUUAUUUCGAAAUCAAUUUACUUUUAUCCAAAUAAACAAAAACCUAAUUUAUAUAUUAUUUAUUUGGUGACAAACCCAGAUAAAAGAUUUAUUCUUACUUUUUUAUGUUCUCUUUUAAAUACGGUUAUGAAUUAUAACCUUGAAAAAUGGCGAAUAUUUUAUAAUCAAAUAGUUUCAUUAGAUUCUAAACAAUUACUUGUCUCUUACUGUGUUCAAAUUCUGUUGAUUUUUCUUGACUAUGAAAUUCCUUCAUUACUUGAUAUUGAAAAAAAUCAGACCAGUGAAAUUCCUGUAAAUAAAUAUUGCAUGUAUUUUGGGAAACUUCAUCAUAAAGGCGAUAUAGAAUUUCUUUUUAAUGGAAUUAAUAGGAUUUUAACUCAAUUUCUUCAUAAUGAUUCCUAUUUUCCUGCUAUUGAAAAACAUAUGAAAUAUUGUCCUGAAGUAAUAAUGUUUCUUUGGAAAGUUUUUCAGAUAAAUAAUAGUUUUAAAGAAUAUUUAAUUAAUAGCAAGAAUUCUUUAGAUUAUUUAGUGUUAUUAUUAUCUUAUACACUAGAAUACAGGAAAGAAUUAUCAAAAUUUGGACUUAUACGGAUUUGUAUUUCAAUUUUACAAACAUUAUCUAGAGAAUCAGCUUUUUGCAAAAAAUUAAAUGCAACUUUUGAGCAUUACAAGAUUCUUCCUGUAAACAUAAAAUUAAUUUCUAAAGAUAAUUAUAUGGACUUUAUUAUUAUUUCAAUUUAUAUGCUUAUUACGACUAGCAAAGGUGCUUUAAGCUGUUUGUUUCCUUACAUGCUUUCUAUUCUGAUCAAUAUUGCACCAUAUGCUCAAAAUUUGUCAAUUCUUUCAUGUACAAAGUUGAUGCAGUUAUUUUACUCUUUUUCUUCUUUCAGUUUUUUAUUAGCUAAUGAAAAUAAUCAUAAUUUAUUAAGAAAUCUUCUGGAAGUGUUUAACAGGAUAAUUGAACAUCAGAUGAAAAAAAAUCUACAUUUAAUAUAUGCAAUAUUAAGAUCUUCAGAAAGGUUUGAAUUAUUAAAGAAUUUUACUCUAGAAAAGGCGCUUAUAGAGCUUGAGAAGAACUCUGAAUUUAAAAAAAAUGAAUUGAAUAAUGUUAAAAAUGAUACCAAGGAAUUUCAUAAAGAUAAUACAUGUUUUUCAGAAAAAUCACCUCUCCCUCAAACAUCUUUUCAAGAUAAUAAUCCUUUUGUUAUUGAAGAUGAUGAAUCAAAUAGCCAAGAGACAAAUUCAGAAAAUACUACUGUAACUGAUAAAUUAUCAAAAGGAAAAUCAUCUAUAUCAUUGAUAGGAACAUCAACUUCUGCUUUUGAAUCUCAUAAAAUAAACAAUUCUUUUAUUUCUGAAAAAGCUAAAGGAAAAUUACCUGAACGAUUGAAAUCCUCGUCUGAUUUUACUAAGACUAAUCCAUUUCAUCUUAAUACUUAUACACCCAAAAGUAUCUUAAAAACGAAAGAAAAUUUCACUCCAACAGAGGAUUGGGUAAAAUCAUGGCAUUCUUCCCUUGAUCUUGAUACAAUACUUACUAUAAUAAAACAAUUAAAACCUAAAAUAAACGACAUAGCAUCUUCAACACCAAAUCCUAAUAUUAUUUUAGAAGCUUUAUCUUCUUUAAGUAUUGAUUUUGAUAUAACUGAUACAGAACCUAUACCUUUUAUUUGCAAUGAUCACACUUUAACUAGAAUAGAAGGGCUAUUAUGGGGACAUAUCUAUGUAGCUGAGACUAAUUUUUCUACUGGUGCAAUUGGUAUAUGGACAGGCACAUCUAUUAAAUUAUUUAGAAUCCAAGAAACAAAACAUUCUCCUUCUCUCUUGAGUCCUAAAGGUGCUGUUGAUGCUGUAGCAAAAUCUGUAAUUGACAAAGUUGGAAAUCUCAAUUUUUAUACUAAAAAGUUACAAAACUAG